Messenger RNA from Cantharellus anzutake, 1150 nucleotides. RefSeq lists its product as uncharacterized. Bases 112 to 978 code for a protein of 288 amino acids. The transcript has 3 exons. Gene Ontology annotation, biological process: DNA-templated transcription. Lineage: Eukaryota; Fungi; Basidiomycota; Agaricomycetes; Cantharellales; Hydnaceae. Gene Ontology annotation, molecular function: zinc ion binding; DNA binding. The record is from RefSeq and is a predicted model, not a curated record.
GGUUAUGAAUCCGUCGAGUCACGCACCUCUCUAGAAGAAAAACUGCUAAGAUGGAACCCAAAGAUAUGUGAUGCACCUCUCGAACUCAUUGAUGAAUUGGUUCGAGUUUUCAUGCCUCUGCGAGGACACUUCCAUUUCAACGUCAAUGUGAUGGAUUUCAUGUCCCGCCUACAUCUUCCACAAGAUGAUCCGCGAGCUAUCCAUCCUUGCCUUAUUUCCGCCAUUUGUCUCGCAGCAUGUUCGUUCAUACUGCCACUUGGGUCUGAUUCCCCAUCGUUCACCCUGCCUGUGCCAUCUGGUUCAACAAAAGACUCCGGCCCACAGCCAUAUAUGGCCGGUGCCUCUCCAGCAGACACCACCGGCACAUCUUCCACAUCCUCCUCUGCAUACACUCCGUCUAGUUCGUCGACAAGCUGGACUUCUUCCCCUUCCUCCACGGCUACCACUUUUGACAGUCCUUCUCCCUGUCCCGAACCGCCCACACUUUCCGCGUAUGAGCCUCACUUCCUCGACCUCACUCGCAUUCACCUCACUUCAUCCCUUUCACUGUGUGACCGGCUCUCGCAUUUCAUCUGGGCGAGCAUCAUCCUUGGGUGCUACUAUGGUCAGGUUGGUCGUGUUGUGGAAUCCUAUAGCACCAUGGGCGCCACCGUGCGUUUCGCUGUUGCAUGUGGAUUACACCGACGGCCGUACUUACCCUCUCGAACAACUAUCGCGAAGACAAGGGAUCCGAGUAAAAUUGGCGAAGAGGAGGGCAGUGUCAAUGCGAUCGAUUUACCGGAUACGGACACGAUUUUGACCGAUGAGCCAAAUGCUAUGUGGUAUGCCAUUUACAUGACAGAUGCUGCUAUCAGUGCGGGGACUGGUUUGCCAUCAAGUUUGCCAGUUGACCCUUACGUCAUUCGAAGCCCUUUACCCACCGCAGUCAAUAUCGGUAUGGUCACACGUUCUCCCAUCAGUGAGCUCGGACUCCUUUAACACUCCUGUGUAGAUACGUGGCCCCUAUGGCAGUGCAUUGUGGUUCAACGUCAAGGUCAUAUGCCUGUACGCGAAGACACGCGAAUUUCUAUAUGCAUUGGGAGGUCUGUACUGUGGCCGAGUUCUGUCGAUGGGUUUCUAAGCUGUGUUGAUCACUUCAGACCGAAAGCCG